Larimichthys crocea (large yellow croaker) is the source of this 4494-nucleotide messenger RNA. It is a transcript of the gene aox6, whose product is annotated as aldehyde oxidase 6. The transcript has 36 exons. Gene Ontology annotation, molecular function: FAD binding; molybdopterin cofactor binding; xanthine dehydrogenase activity. NCBI's taxonomy places the organism in Eukaryota, Metazoa, Chordata, Actinopteri, Sciaenidae. The record is from RefSeq and is a predicted model, not a curated record. Bases 161 to 4240 code for a protein of 1359 amino acids.
AGUCAGCGGCCAAGCCCCUCAACACGACUAUAUUUCUCCUGAAAUCCAUCGGCCCAACAGGAUUUCUGUUUAGAGAGAGGCCAGGAAUCUCAAGCAUGGACUUGUGGAGAGACAGAUCUUGGAGUUGUUUAAUGGUUUACACCAAACCGAAGCCCACCGGAUGGAACAUGAUCCGCCUGCUGCUUUUAGGACCCCGAGCCAACCAGUCACGGGCCAGAGGGCUGGAAGUGUCUGCCGGAUAGUGAUCCAAGCCCAGGAUGUGUGCACUAUCUGUCAAGAAGGGCUGCGGUGUGUCUUGCUGCAGGUAACAGAGAGCCAUGCAGACCCUGAAACCACGCUGCUGUCCUUCCUCAGAGAGAAGCUGAGGUUAACUGGAACCAAGUAUGGCUGUGGCGGCGGAGGCUGCGGGGCGUGCACGGUCAUGGUGUCGCGCUACCAACCUGCCACCAAAACCAUCAGACAUUAUUCAGCCAACGCCUGCCUCCUGCCGCUCUGCCAGCUUCACGGAGCCGCCGUCAUCACGGUGGAGGGCGUCGGCAGCACCAAGACCAGGAUCCACCCUGUACAGGAGCGAAUAGCGAAGGCUCAUGGCUCCCAGUGUGGCUUCUGCACUCCAGGGAUGGUGAUGUCCAUGUACGCCCUGCUGAGGAACAAGCCUCAGCCCACCAUGGAGGACAUCACGGAGGCUCUGGCUGGUAAUCUGUGUCGUUGCACCGGAUACCGGCCCAUUGUUGACGGCUGCAGGACUUUCUGUCAGGAGGCCGACUGCUGCCGAGCCAACGUAGCUGCAAACUGUUGUCUCAAUGGAGAAGGAGAUGAAGCAGAGCAUGAAAAGCCACAGUUGUUUGACAAGGAAGUGUUUCUUCCUCUCGACCCGACGCAGGAGCUGAUCUUCCCCCCUGAACUGAUCCUGAUGGCAGAAUCGGGGAACCCACAGACACUCACUUUUCGUGGGGAGAGGGUGAGCUGGGUGUCUCCUGUCUCUUUGGAGGAGCUGGUCCAGCUCAAGACCAGUAACCCUGAAGCUCCACUGGUCAUGGGAAACACCAACACAGGUCCAGAUAUGAAGUUCAAAGGCGUCCUGCAUCCUCUGAUAAUCUCUCCAGCGAGAGUUAAGGAGCUGUUUGAGGUCACUCAGACUCCGCAGGGCGUUUGGGUGGGAGCGGGCUGCAGUCUGUCCGAGGUCCGGUCUCUUUUGGAGAAUCUACUUCCUCAGUUUCCAGAGGAGAAGACCGAACUGUUCAGAGCCGUGAUCCAGCAGCUGGGCAACCUGGGAAGCCAGCAGAUCCGUAACGUUGCUUCUCUUGGGGGAAACAUUGUAAGUGCAUACCCAAACUCAGACCUGAACCCCGUUUUGGCUGCUGGGAACUGCAAAGUGAGCGUCAUUUCUCACGGAGGAAGACGAGAGGUUCCUCUGAAUCAAGACUUCUUCGUGAGCUUUGGGAAAACCACCCUGAAGCCGGAGGAGGUUGUUGUUUCAGUCUUCAUUCCCUUCACCAGAAAGGGGGAGUUUGUCCGAGCUUUCCGUCAGGCUCCGAGGAAGGAGAACUCCUUCGCCACAGUGACGACCGGCAUGAGAGUGUUCUUCUCGGAGGGAUCCAGAGCGGUUCAGGAUAUCAGCAUUUACUACGGAGGAAUGGGGCCGACCACCAUGAGCGCCGCCAAAACCUGCGCAGCCAUCGCCACAAGGCCCUGGAACGAUGAGACCCUCAGCCGGGCCUAUGACGUCCUGCUAGAUGAGUUGGUCCUCCCUCCUUCUGCUCCUGGAGGAAAGGUGGAGUUUCGUCGCUCUUUGACGCUCAGCUUCCUCUUCAAAUUUCACCUGGAGGUCCUGCAGAAGCUCGGAGAAAUGAACAAGAUUACAGAUGAGAAGAUGCAGAUACAGCCUUUACCCAGAGAGAUCCAACCCAGUCUGCAAGAGUUCCAGCAUGUGUCAAAGGACCAGAGCAACCAGGACCCAGUGGGGCGUCCCAUCAUGCAUCGCUCCGCCAUCAGCCAGGCCACGGGCGAGGCCAUGUACUGUGACGACAUCCCCAGAACAGACGGGGAGCUCUUUCUGGCUCUGGUCACCAGCUCUCGAGCGCACGCUAAAAUCAUAGGGCUGGACGCGAGCGAGGCUCUGCGGGUUCCCGGCGUCGUCGAUGUCAUCACGGCCAAAGAUAUUCCUGGGAAGAAAGUCCGCUCGAUGUUUGGUUAUCACGAGGAGCUGCUUGCUCAGAGCGAGGUGUCAUGCGUCGGUCAAAUGUUAUGUGCUGUCGUCGCUGAUACGAGGGCACACGCCAAGCGGGGAGCAGCGGCUGUGAAGAUCAGCUAUGAAGACCUGCCUGACCCGGUUUUUACCAUCGAGGAAGCCGUCGAGAAGUCGUCUUUCUUCGAGCCUCGGAGGGUGAUCCAGAGAGGAGACGUGACCGAAGCCUUUAAAACCGUUGAUCAGCUUCAUGAAGGAGAGAUUCGAAUCGGCGGCCAGGAGCAUUUCUACAUGGAGACCCAGAGCAUGCUGGUAGUUCCUGUUGGUGAGGAGACAGAGUUCAACAUCUACGUCUCCACUCAGUUUCCAACAUUAGCUCAGGAAGCAGUUGCGGAGACGUUGGAUAUCCCGUCCAACAGAGUCACCUGUCACGUCAAAAGGAUGGGCGGGGCUUUCGGUGGGAAGGUCACUAAAACCGCGAUACUGGCGAGCAUUACGUCACUGGCUGCGUGGAAGACCAAUCGCGCCGUGCGCUGCGUCCUGGAGCGAGGCGAGGACAUGUUGAUCACGGGAGGUCGUCAUCCCGUCGUGGGAAAAUAUAAAGUGGGUUUCAUGAACGACGGAAGGAUCGUGGCUGCAGAUCUCCAGUACUACGCCAACGCUGGAAACACUCUCGAUGAAUCUGUUCUGGUGGUAGAAAAAAUACUGCUUCACAUGGACAACGCCUACAACAUCCCCAACCUGCAGGGCCGUGCUGCCGCCUGCAGGACCAACCUGCCCUCCAACACAGCCUUCAGGGGCUUCGGUGUGCCCCAGAGCAUCAUGGUCGUGGAGAACAUGGUCAACGACGUGGCUGUGGUGCUGGGACGCCCCGCAGACGAGAUUCGGGAGAUCAACAUGUACAAGGGGCCGUCGGCCACGCACUACAAGUUCGAGUUCAGCCCGGAGAACAUGCUGCGCUGCUGGGAAGAAUGCAAGGUCAAGUCUGACUACAGCGCCCGCCGCAGAGAUAUCGACAAGUUCAACCAGCAGAACCGCUGGAAGAAGAGGGGCAUGUCCAUCAUUCCCAUUAAAUAUGGAAUUGCAUUUGGGGAGGGCUUCUUAAACCAGGCUGCAGCUCUGGUCCACAUCUAUAAAGACGGCUCUGUUUUGGUCACUCAUGGUGGGACGGAGAUGGGACAGGGAAUCCACACUAAGAUGCAACAGGUGGCGAGUCGGGAGCUCCACAUCCCGUCCUCUAAGAUCUACAUCAGCGAAACCAGCACCAGCACUGUCCCCAACGCCUGCCCCUCUGCUGCCUCCUUCGGUACCGAUGCCAACGGCAUGGCGGUCAAGAAUGCCUGUCAGACUCUGUACAAAAGACUGGAGCCUGUAAGACAGAAGAACCCCAACGGAUCAUGGGAGAGCUGGACAACGGCAGCGUUUUUUGACAAAAUCAGUUUGUCAGCCACCGGCUACUACAGGGGUCCGGACCUUUACAUGGACUGGGUGAAGAUGGAGGGGCAGCCUUAUGCUUACUAUACGUACGGAGUGUGUUGCAGCGAGGUGGAGCUGGACUGUCUCACGGGAGACUACAGGACGGUGAGGACGGACAUCAUGGUCGACCUCGGUAGAAGUGUGAACCCCUCAGUCGACAUCGGCCAGAUCGAGGGAGCCUUCAUGCAGGGUUUAGGUCUCUACACUCUAGAGGAGUUGAAGUUUUCCCCCUCUGGGCUCCUGUACACUCGAGGUCCGUCUCAGUAUAAGAUCCCCGCGGUGUGCGACGUGCCGCUUUGCUUCAACGUUUACCUGCUGUCGGACUCCGACAACCCCCACGCCAUCUACUCCUCCAAGGGUAUCGGAGAACCCAUCCUCUUCCUGGGCAGUUCGGUGUUCUUCGCCAUUAAAGACGCUGUGGCUGCAGCCCGAGCCGAGUCCGGUUUAGUCGGCCCAUUCUCCCUGCACAGCCCAGCGACACCGGAGAGGACAUGUCUGGCUUGUGCCACCCCGUUCACUCAGAAGAUUCCAGCCAGCAAACCGGGAUCUUUCAAACCAUGGGCCUUAAACAUCUAAAAUCUGAUCGAGGGGUGCUCAGCAACUACUCCAUGUACGAAGGCUCAGUCCUCGCCGUGGCGGCCCAGGGUUCGAAUCCGACCUCUGGCUCUUUCCGGCAUGUCAUUCCCUGUCACUCUGUAUCGAAUAAAGCUAAAAAAUAUAUCUCAAAAAAAAAAAAAAAAAUCUGAUCAAACUGAAGCUAAACCAACUGUGAACUAAAUGAAACUAACAAACAUGAAGUGAACCACUUUACUAACACUCUAAUGUAACUG